Ochotona princeps (American pika) is the source of this 2226-nucleotide messenger RNA. RefSeq names its product armadillo repeat containing X-linked 1 (gene ARMCX1). Gene Ontology annotation, cellular component: mitochondrion. Lineage: Eukaryota; Metazoa; Chordata; Mammalia; Lagomorpha; Ochotonidae. The record is from RefSeq and is a predicted model, not a curated record. The transcript is spliced from 3 exons. The coding region runs from base 449 to 1813 and encodes 454 amino acids. Gene Ontology annotation, molecular function: protein binding.
AGCAAAUCUGAUUGACAACUAGGAUUUUACAAAUAGGAAACUCUGAUACUGGGGUUGCCGAAGCACUGUUCUGACAGCUGAAACACCCGUGGCUCCCCCCAGGGUCGCCUGUGUCUGCGAUCUUGCACCUGAAGGCCAAAGCAGCUCUAGGAGACAGAAAAAGAGGAAAAUUGUCCAGAACCAAGUGUAUUGGGCAACACUGCUCUUGGAGAGAAGAAAGAGAAGGAAGACACUGCCUGGGCCUUUGCCAGUGAUUGAAGGUGUGGCUGCCUCCAGGAGCUGCCGUGGUUCUGCUGUAUCUGCAGCUGCCACAGAGCUUUCCAACAGCAGCUGAAGACUCCGCCCCCAUUUCCUUUCCCUUGCUCCUCUCCCUAAAGUGUGCUCACUCUUCUAAGCCAGAGCAAUACUGCUCUGUGCUGACAUUAAGAGAUUUCCCCCCAGCUGUAUCAUGGGCCGCACUCGGGAGGCUGGCUGCGUGGCUGCCGGUGUGGUCAUUGGAGCUGGUGCUUGCUAUUGUGUGUACAAACUGACCUGGGGAAAAGAAAAUGAGGAAAUCUGGGAUGACGAUGAGGAAUGUAGUGAUAUGUCAGAGGUUGAGGUUGAGCAUGAGCCUGAGAUAGAAGCCAGCGAUGACGUUGAGGAGAAUCCUGUAGCCAAACUUCAGAAUGAGUCAAAGGCUGAGGCUGAGGUGAACACAGGUGUUGAUAAUGGUCCAGCUGUGAAGAAGGAGGCACAGUUGGGACCCCAGAGUGGAGGUGGCCUAGAAGCUAAGGCCAAGGCCCUUUUCAAAACCCUGAAGGAACAGGCAAGCGCAAAGAUGGGCAAAGGGGCCAGGGUGGGUAACAUUUCUGGGAACAGGACCCUUGUCUCAGGUUUGCCCUGUCCAGGUGGCAGGGGUGGAGGUUGCCAUCCCACCAGGAGUGGGAGUAAGGCAGGGAGCAAGGCAAUCAGUAAAUCCAAAGGAAAGACCCGAAGUAAGAGUACUAAAGCUCCAGCUACAGCUUGGCCUGUCCGUAGGGGCAAGUUCAACUUUCCCUAUAAAAUUGAUGAUAUUUUGAGUACUCCUGACCUUCAAAGGGUGCUUAACAUCCUGGAAAGAACAAAUGAUCCUUUCAUUCAAGAAGUUGCUUUGGUCACUCUGGGUAAUAAUGCAGCAUAUUCAUUUAACCAAAAUGCAAUACGUGAAUUAGGUGGUGUCCCAAUUAUUGCAAAAUUGAUAAAAACAAAAGACCCCAUCAUUAGGGAAAAGACCUACAAUGCUCUUAAUAAUCUCAGUGUGAAUGCUGAAAAUCAGGGCAGGAUUAAGACAUAUAUCAGUCAAGUGUGUGAUGACACCAUGGUCUGUCGCUUGGACUCAGCUGUGCAGAUGGCCGGUUUAAGACUGUUAACCAAUAUGACUGUGACUAAUCAUUACCAGCAUUUACUUUCCUAUUCUUUUCCAGACUUUUUUGCUUUGCUAUUCCUGGGGAAUCACUUCACCAAGAUACAGAUUAUGAAGCUAAUUAUAAACUUUACUGAAAAUCCAGCCAUGACAAGAGAGUUGGUCAGUUGCAAAGUACCAUCAGAAUUAAUUUUGCUCUUUAAUAAAGAAUGGGAUAGAGAGAUUCUUCUUAAUAUCCUUACUCUAUUUGAGAAUAUAAAUGACAACAUAAAAAGUGAAGGCCUUGCAUCAUCCAGGAAGGAAUUCAGCAGAAAUUCACUUUUUUUCUUAUUCAAAGAGUCAGGAGUGUGUGUUAAGAAAAUCAAAGCAUUAGCAAAUCACAAUGAUCUGGUGGUGAAAGUGAAAGUCCUGAAAGUGUUAACCAAACUGUAACUUUGGAAGCAGCCCAGGCAGCACCGGGGUGAUUUCCUAACUUGCACUUGGAAACAAUAUAAUUUGUACGUUUUUUAUCUUUCACUGUGCCGAUAUGGCAGAGAUUCUUUUAGUUUCUAUUUUUGAAUGUGAAUAUCACAUAUCAUCAAUAAUGAUUGUGAUGAUGGGAGGUUAUGUUGGACCACUUUAAGGAUGGGAAAUGAAUAUUAGCGUUUCUAGAAAUAAGUCAUUUAAUGAUUGUGAUCUUACUACCUAGACUGAGAUAUUUUUACUCUCUUCUGUACUUAAAAUGGCAGUAAAUCAAGUAUAACUCUUGAAUAAGCUACAUUUCCUAUUGCUUUAAAUUUAAAUGUAAGACUUGUGUUUUAUCAAUAAACUUGUGUGUUUUAAGCAGCAGACAAAUAGACAUUGCC